AUGUCACCUUCCAAAGAAUUAUCACCAUUAGAAAGCCUUCCACAAUAUCUUCUAGGCGAAAUUAUCUCCAGGGUUGCAAAAUCUGGACGCAACCAUGUUCGUCAUUGCUUCCAAGUUUCACAUGAACUAGCAAUAGCCUGCAAGGAUGAAAGAGUUUCUAAAGAACUCAACCUCAAGCAGCUGGCCAUGAAUCCAUUGGCAACAGUACACAACUACCAAAGACUAAUGGAGAAAUGUCUCCAAAACGGUAAUGCAGAAGCACACUACAUCGAAGGUGUUAAACAGUAUUUCUACCACAACAACACACCCUCAGGACUUCAUCAUCUCCAAGCAUCUGCUGAAGGUUUGUAUGAAAAAGGCAUUUAUCUAUAUGGGAUUCUCAUGUUGUGCAGGGGAGAAACAGACACGGGUAAACAAUAUUUGGAUAAGCUACAAUGGGUUAAAUCAACAACAAGGUCUGAUCGUUGUUGGACCAAUAUCAAAUUAUCACUCCAAGGCAUCCAUAUCAUCAUGCAACCCAGCUACUUCCAAUCCAUAAGAGACAUCAAACCAAACAAGAUAUGCACACUUAACGACAUGGAUACAAGGUGCAAGAAGUGCUACUACUACAAACAGAUGAGAAAGUUUGUAAACCGUAUUUGA
Molecule: messenger RNA, 642 nt
Organism: Camelina sativa (false flax)
Lineage: Eukaryota; Viridiplantae; Streptophyta; Magnoliopsida; Brassicales; Brassicaceae
Source: RefSeq, a predicted model, not a curated record